Molecule: messenger RNA, 1290 nt
Organism: Cyphellophora attinorum
Lineage: Eukaryota; Fungi; Ascomycota; Eurotiomycetes; Chaetothyriales; Cyphellophoraceae
Exons: 2
Coding region: 1-1290 (429 amino acids)
Cellular component (GO): cytoplasm
Source: RefSeq, a predicted model, not a curated record
AUGGAUCUCGCCUACGCCAACGAACAGAUCUACGCGCCCUCCGACCGUGCCGCAACGCCCACCCCUCCCAAAGACACCGCCGAUGCGCCCACACCCAAACCCGAAGCCGAUUCUUCCUCGCCACGUCCAGACUUGUCCACUGAGCUCUCAGAGACAUUCAAGGCCUUCUCGAACUCGCCCUGGGGUGCCAAGUUGGGCGGCUUCUGGGGCAAUGUUCAGAAACAGAGCCAGAGCUACUACAGCGAAGCGGUCAAGGAAGUCGGGGACUUGCGGACGGAUGCGAUCAAAGGGCUCACCAACCUUCAAGAGAACCUCGCGAACAAGACACGGAGUCUAAGUAUCACUGAGAAGGAUGCUGCUGCUCAGACUACUGCUACCGACGCCGCACCGUCAGAGCCGUCUACUGGCGAGGCCGACAAACCCCCAACAACCGAAGGAGAAGACACGGAGACCUUCCUCGCACGCUUUCGCAUCGAAGCCGCCACGCGACUGAAACAAGUGCAAGCGGCCGAAGAGGCCGCAGACGAAGCCCUUCUACGCUUUGGCACCAACAUCCGCAACUUCCUGCGCGAUGCAGUGGCCGUCACAGCGCCCUCUGCUGACGACCAAUCAAGCGAGGUCCUCUUCGAGAGCAAGGACUCCGCCGGCAAACGCGUGAUCCACACCUCGCGCCUCGACGCACAAUUACACGCCAUUCACGCCAAUCCCAAGGGUUUCGAGGAAGAUCCCGAGGCAGGCGAGGAUGGGCAAUGGGGGAAGUGGAAGGCAGAUUUUGAUGUUGGGUCGAAGACGGACGCGAUCGCACAGGAUCUAGAGCGGUACCCCGAGUUGAGGUCUACAAUGGAGCAGCUCGUCCCGGAGAAGGUCGAGUACGGGGACUUUUGGAGGAGAUACUACUUCCUACGGCAUAUACUGGAGGUGCAGGAAGAGCGGAGGAGAGAGUUGUUGAAGGCGUCGGCGAAAGCAAACGAGAAUGAAGAAGUCGGCUGGGAUUCCGACGACGAAGACACGCCCUCCACAGCACCCGUAACGAAACCCACAUCCCUCACGAUCAACCCACCCGCCAACUCCUCAACCACAACCCUCACACAACCACUACCUCCACAAGCCACGCCCAAAGCAACAACGAGCACACUGCAGCCCGAGCCGCAAGCCCGCCGGUCGCACGACGAGAAAUCCGUUGCGGAUAGUGAGGCUAGCUAUGAUAUUGUGAGUGGUGCGGUGAGUCGGGUGGCGAGUAGUCCGAAGGAGAAGAAGGGGAAGGAGAGUGAUGAGGAGGACUGGGAAUGA